GGCAGAGAUGUCCUAACAGUCUGAUUGCAAGCAAACGUUUCAUGGGCAGAAAGGAGGUUAGCAUGCGUUUAUUUGGAGGGAUUUAUCAGCUUGCACACUUCAGUGUAGUUAUGAAUUGAAUCAUUUGCACCCUGUAUGGGAUUGCAAGGAGUGUUGAGAACCAGGAGGAGGCACUGGGUCAUACAGAAGAGAGUUAAUGGUUAGAGCAAUAAAAUGUGAAACUACAAGACCCAGAGAGCUUGAUGAGCUUUGCUCCCCCUUCUUUUCCCAGCGUCAUUCCUGCAUUUAAUUGUAUCCACACUAGUUCUUCCGCUGAAGUGGGGAGACUGUAUAAGCUCCACUGUUGCUGUCUCAACCCAUCCCCGUUUAUUCUAACUCCGAACCACCACCUAAAAUAACGGAAUAAUGCAAAACAAUGGCAUUUGCUGUAGCCUGCCUGAGUGUUUACGAAAAUCUUUGAAUGUAGACGUAUAAUUACAUCUUGCCCUUUGCCUUUAAAAAAUGCCUUUUAUUCAAAAUAAAUCCAUCAAUGAAGCACCCGACGCUGCGCGUUUGGCUUUCUUCUAAAUCUCUUAAUGUAGAGCGAGAGGAGGUUGAAUAAUUUUUUUUUGGAAGCAACUGCUGUGGAAUUGCACUUGCUUUUCUCGAAAGAGCGAAAGAAGGAGAGGGAGAUCAAGAAAGAGUUGUCGAAAUGAAAUUUUGUCCCGUUUCUCGUUUUUCGCUGUUGGUUUGCUCUUUGAGUGCAUGGCUGCUUUGCAAUGGAGAGCCGUCUGGAAUCAGGGUCCCUCUGAAAAAUGACAUCGGGAUCUCCAGCAGGAUGCCCAGAGCUGCUGAAACUGAUCGGAGACAAAGUAUCAAUUUUAUGGAAAUGAUUGAUAACCUAAGAGGGAAAUCCGGGCAAGGGUAUUAUGUGGAGAUGACGAUCGGAACACCUCCUCAGAAGCUGAACAUUCUGGUGGACACGGGUAGCAGCAACUUUGCCGUUGGCGCAGCCGCGCAUCCAUUCCUGAAGAGGUACUAUCGCCGCAAUCUCUCUGGCACUUACCGAGACCUGAGGAAGAGUGUCUACGUUCCCUACACCCAGGGCAAGUGGGAAGGGGAGCUUGGGACAGAUAUUGUCAGCAUUCCACAUGGUCCUAAUGUCUCCGUCAGAGCAAACAUUGCUGCCAUCACAGAGUCUGAUAAAUUCUUCAUCAACGGCUCCAACUGGGAGGGGAUACUGGGGCUGGCGUAUGCUGAGAUUGCCAGGCCUGAUGAAAACCUGGAACCCUUCUUUGAUUCACUCGUGAAGCAGACCCAAGUCCCCAACAUCUUCUCGCUGCAGUUGUGUGGAGCAGGCUUUACCCUGAAUGAAACGGAUGCAGCAUCGUCUGUGGGAGGAAGCAUGAUAAUAGGUGGAGUUGACUCUUCCCUGUAUCUGGGCAACAUCUGGUUCACACCAAUCAGGAAGCAGUGGUACUAUGAGGUCAUUAUAGUCAAGAUCGAGAUCAAUGGACAGGACCUGAAUCUGGACUGUAAGGAGUACAACUACGACAAGAGCAUCGUAGACAGUGGAACUACCAAUCUCCGGCUGCCCAAGAAGGUCUUCCAAGCUGCAGUGAAAUCCAUCAAGGCCGCGUCUUCUACGGAGAAGUUCCCUGAUGGAUUCUGGUUGGGUGAGCAGCUGGUAUGCUGGCAGGUUGGGACCACGCCCUGGCAUAUCUUCCCUACAAUAUCGCUGUACCUCAUGGGAGAAGCCACCAAUCAAUCUUUCCAAAUCACUAUCCUACCACAACAAUAUCUACGUCCAGUCGAAGACGUGGCCACCUCCCAGGAUGACUGCUACAAGUUUGCCAUCUCCCAGUCCACCACAGGAACCGUGAUGGGGGCCGUCAUCAUGGAGGGCUUUUACGUAGUCUUCGACCGUGCCCGAAAGCGCAUUGGAUUUGCGGUUAGCACCUGUCAUGAUGCUGCCUGACCUGCUGAGUUCCUCCAGCAUCUGCAGAAUCUCUUCUGUUUCCUGCAAUUGCAGACUCUAAGCGCUGCUACUUUUGGCUUUAUUGAGUUUCUAUUGAAUUUCUGUGUAGCAUCAAAAAAUGACUGCAGUCUCGUGCCAAAGGCAGCAGUGACACAGAAAAGUUAAUCACAGUAUCACUCAAGCUUCAGGAAUUCCUGUCAGACUGCAGAUUUAUUUAGAAACAUAGAAAACCUACAACACAAUACAGGCCCUUUGGCCCACAAUGCUGUGCAAACAUGUCCUUAACUUAGAAAUUACCU
Molecule: messenger RNA, 2256 nt
Organism: Mobula hypostoma (lesser devil ray)
Lineage: Eukaryota; Metazoa; Chordata; Chondrichthyes; Myliobatiformes; Myliobatidae
Product: beta-secretase 1-like
Exons: 9
Coding region: 692-1957 (421 amino acids)
Biological process (GO): membrane protein ectodomain proteolysis; amyloid-beta metabolic process
Cellular component (GO): plasma membrane; trans-Golgi network; endosome
Molecular function (GO): aspartic-type endopeptidase activity
Source: RefSeq, a predicted model, not a curated record